This is a messenger RNA of Rotaria sp. Silwood1, 486 nucleotides long. NCBI's taxonomy places the organism in Eukaryota, Metazoa, Rotifera, Eurotatoria, Philodinida, Philodinidae. The record is from the annotation of a GenBank genome assembly.
AUGACGUCGGAUAUUGAAUCUGAAGCAUUCGAAAUGGGUCAACGAAAACGUAUUGCUUUAGUUGCACAUGAUAAUAAAAAAGGUGAAUUACUUGAAUGGGUUAAACGAAAUCGAGAUCAAUUACUUAAACAUGAACUUCAUGCAACUGGUACAACAGGAUCUUUAAUUGGAUCAAUAUUAGGUAUUCCAAUAAUUAGAUAUAAAUCAGGUCCAUUAGGUGGUGAUCAACAACUUGGAGCUAAAAUAGCUGAACAAUGUAUUGAUAUGCUUAUUUUUCUUGCUGAUCCACUUGAGGCUCAACCACAUGAUUCUGAUGUUCGAGCAUUAACACGUUUAGCAAGUGUCUGGAAUAUUCCAAUGGCAUGUAACUUAUCAACGGCUGAUUUUCUUCUUACAUCUCCAUAUAUGACUGGUACAUAUACACGUAUUGUGCCGACAUUUGAUCGUUAUUUAAAACGUGAUAUUAAUACUAAUAUAAAGUAUUAA